AUGCACGAGACGCCUGCUUUCCAUCGUCAUGCAGAAGCUACCACCGCCGAGCUGUUCUAUGAUCUUUUCUUCGUCGCUAACUUGACCACCUUCACCGCCAACCUCGAGAUCAACGACUCUGAGGCUCUGUCCGCCUACAUCGGCUUCUUCUGCCUUCUGUGGUUCACAUGGUAUCAAACGUCCCUUUACGACGUUCGGUUUGCUGCCGAUAGCGUCUUUGAACGAUGCUGCAAAGCCCUCCACUUUGGCGUCAUGGUCGGAUUUGCCGUUAUUGGCCCGGACUGGAAGCCAGGCCAGGCCGUCUACAGCUACUCAAAGUUCAAGGCCUUUUCGUACAUCCUUAUGGUCAGCCGUUUUGUACUCAUCUGGCAGUACGGAGUGACACUGUUUUUUACGUGGAGGUAUCGUCGCACUCGCCUUCCCCUUCUGAUGGUUAUGGCCUCUUACUUGGUUGCCGCCAUAUUGUACGGAGCCCUCUCUACUGCUUUCCCGAAAGACUCCGAUACCCCCGCGACAAGCAAUGUCUACAUUGCCUGGUAUGUCAUCGCGAUCGGAGAAACGCUGCUCACGACCGCUGUCUCCUGCUACUGGAGAGUCAUCAGCUUCAAGGGCACUCAUUUGGUCCAACGAAUGAGUCUGCUGACUCUUAUCAUCCUAGGCGAAGGCAUCAUAGUCAUCUGCAAAGCCAUCUCGUACAUCGUUAAGAACGACUAUCCCUUCGACUCUAGCGUUACCGGCCAGAUUGUCUCAUCUAUACUCAUCAUCUACUUCUUAUAUAUGCUCUACUUCGACCGCUUACGGGAGGACCACUUUGGCACCAUAAAGCAACAGAUCUGGGCCUUUAUCCACUUCCCACUCCACAUUUCGCUUGUACUCCUCCUCGAAGGAGUCUCCAACUUUGUCACCUGGCGGCAGGCCAUAGUGGGGUUAGAGUACCUUGACUCAUGGAUGAACUAUGGACUUAAGGACUUCUUUGAAACCAACCCUGUUGACUACAAGAAUGUUACUUUGGCCAUCGACUACUACAACAACACCGCUGCCGAGCAGGUCUUCGCAUUCGUGCCAAAGGGCACAGAUCUCACGGGUCCUAAGCAAACGGUUGAGAAAGCCCUCGAAGCAAUGUCCAAGGCCUUCACUCCUAAUAUGACCGCGACUGGAGCUUGGAACGACGAGGACUUCGUCACGGCGUAUGCCGACUACUACUUCACCCUCUUCAACACCAACCUCGAGGCCUUGGCUAUCAAGGCUCCGGAAAAGAAGGAAAAAGAGGGCGCCAAGCCGAACCCGGCAGAUACACUCGUUGCCUUGUUGAAGGUGUUUGAUCUCAUAUUCGUCUACUUCUUCGUUACCGCCGGCCUCACGCUAAUAGUUAUGGGAACCCUCGCCUUCCUCUCCGAAAAGCCAAAGACCAUCGGCGCCUACUUCCGCAACGGCAUGUAUUUCACCGUCGGUCUUGCGCUGUGCCUCCUGUCGCUCCUGAAGUUUACGGCCGCCGAAGGCAAGUACGAGUAUUCGCCAUGGGUCCUGCCUACACUCACACUCAGCUUCUUCGCUGUUGUCGUCAUCAAUUACAUCAAGCGCAAGCCGAAGGCAUAUGAGCACUAGAAGGUGGCAAUACUGGGAGCUCUAUACUUGGAAAAGGAAAGAGAGGAAGAGUCGGAGAAGAGAGGGAGCUGAAGCGAGAAGGGGGUUUGGCGUGCUAUCUAUACCGGGGAAGGAAAAUGAUUGUUUUGGCAUUGAGCGUAUUGAGCAAAGACCUUGUAAUGUUUUCCGGGGCGCGAUUUCAGCCAGUCUGCAUUUACACAUCUGUUCUCAUAUGAGAAAGUUAUUCGGGGAAUUUGAAAUAUGGCGUCUGCAUUCAUCUCGUUUCUAUUCUCCUCGUGGGCACGUUCUUGCAAACGUCGCACUCGCAUCAGAUUUUGAGCCUUACGAUGAUCAGGUCCGGUUGAGUAGUGACUUUACAGGUUUUCUUUUCGCUUCUAUUCUAACACAUUUAUAUACACAAAAGAUUUGAACCUAUCCCAGUCUAAC
Messenger RNA from Mytilinidion resinicola, 2031 nucleotides. RefSeq lists its product as uncharacterized. The coding region runs from base 1 to 1605 and encodes 534 amino acids. The transcript has 3 exons. NCBI's taxonomy places the organism in Eukaryota, Fungi, Ascomycota, Dothideomycetes, Mytilinidiales, Mytilinidiaceae. The record is from RefSeq and is a predicted model, not a curated record.